AUGUCAAGUAUCACCAACGCCAGGAACCAGAUCAUCCAGACUUGCAUCAUGAUGCUGUGGCCCCAGUCUCUCCGCAGAGGCACAUGGCUUCUUUCUCUCUGCCUCUUGACUCAGUGUCACCUCCAGCCGGCUGCCCCAAUUCCUCAGGGGUUGGAGGGCCACUGGGGUAAAGCUCAAGAGGAGUCCAACCAAGAAUCCCUGCUCCAUUCAUGGCUAGAGACGGGCCCAGAGGUUGGAAACCAGAAGGGCAGCAGAGAGGAACUUUUCCAAGAUGUGGAUCCCAAGGCCCUGGCCGCUGUCCUCCUGCAAGCACUUCAGGUCACCCCUCAGACCUCCAAGGAGUUGCCCCGAAGCCCCAAAGCCAGCACCAGUGAGGGACGCGUCCAGAGUGAGGCCAAAAGCUCUAACGUGCAGCCAGAGAGGCAGCAGGGCCGGCAACCCAGCGAGGGGAGAGGCCAACCGCAAGAGGAGGUGGCAAAGGAAGCCGAGGAAGGGGUCUUCGACCAGCAGGAGACAGAGAGCCUGGAGUCCAUGUUAAAGGAGCUGCAGCACUAUGGCCCCACCAGCAAGAGAGAGCAACCUUCUCACAGCCAUCAAACACUCCCCUCCGAGCCUCCCCAAAGCACCCACCCCGAUGGCGGUGGCAGCGACACGCACAAGGGACUGGAAGAGUACCAGCAACUCAAGACCAACAUGAAGCGCAAGGCACCCUCCCACGAGGCCUGGGCGGGAGCCCGGAAGCUGAGGCAGCAGCAGCACCUUGAACACCAGCUCUUGCAGCGCCGCUACGAAGAGCUGGCCGAGAGCCGGAGGCAAGCCGAGGAGGCCCGCCGGGCAGCAGCUGAGGAAGAACGCCUGGCAGACAUGGCCUCUGACCUGCUCCUCCAGUACUUGCUGAAGGACGGCGAAGAAGACGAAGAGGGGCAGCCGGGGGCCAAUGCCCGAGAGGAGUCUGAGGAAGAAGGAAGCAAAGGGACCCCCCUCCUCUUUGAAGAUGCAGAAGACAACGUCGCGGAAGACAAGCGCUCCAAUGAGGUCCCAGAGGUGGAGGACGACGAAGACAUAGAUCCUAACACCAUCGACCGCUUGAUCGAGUUGUCCAGCAAGCUGCACUUGCCCGCUGAUGAUGUCAUUGAUAUAAUUAAUGACGUUGAGAAAAAGAAGGAGGAAGUGCCCGAAUCCAAGCUGCCAGCGGCUCCACCACGCAGCAAGCCCAAGAAGGCCCCUUCGCACCCCAGGGCUUAUCAAGAGGCCCCUCCUGUGCCCAAGGCAUUCUACCCCACGGCCUUUCAGCCUUACCACCGCCUCCCCAAGCAGGAGGCGGCUGCCUGGAAUGAAGUCUUGAAAGGUAAUGAAUUCCCUGCACCCAAGCGGUACCAGGCCAAGGACAGAAGCACCAAGAUCUCCAACCACAUCAGCCCCCGGACUUUCCAAACUCCGGUCUACCACCACUAUCAUCAUCUGCCUGGCCCCGUGGUGCCACGGGAUGGCUAUUAUGACAUCCAAGCCCAUGAUGAGGACCUGGAGAACUACCUGGAGAGCCUGCUGAUGAAGCACCCCAAAGUUUUCUAGUGAAGGUGGCAGCUGUUGCUUCUCCUCCCACUCCUUCCCCACCCAAAGAAACUUGGCCACUCACAGUGUUUCUGACAUAAAUCUGGGUUCUUGCAUGAUUCAGGAGAACCAAGUCUCCCCACCUAGUGAAAGGUCCCAAUAGACAAUGUCCAGGUGCAACCAUCUACUGGUAGCAACCAGGAAAGAAAAUCCUUCCCUGUUACCUGAUUUCAGACAGCUGCCCCCCACUGGCUGAAAGGGAAACUUCCUUUUCUCAAUACCCAAUUUAAAGGAGCCUCUCUUGUUCUCUGAGCAGCGUGUGAGACCA
Messenger RNA from Candoia aspera, 1879 nucleotides. RefSeq names its product VGF nerve growth factor inducible (gene VGF). Lineage: Eukaryota; Metazoa; Chordata; Lepidosauria; Squamata; Candoiidae. Gene Ontology annotation, molecular function: neuropeptide hormone activity. The record is from RefSeq and is a predicted model, not a curated record. The transcript has 2 exons. The coding region runs from base 1 to 1572 and encodes 523 amino acids.